AUGAGAACACAAGUUGUACGGGGACUGCCGGAGAGAAGAGUGCGCAGUGUGUCUCCCGCUCGUAAGCGAGUCGGUUGUUUAAGUGGCAUUACUGACCUGCAGUGAACUGUGAUCCCGCUUUAGUGAACAAUUUCAACUUUGACAACAUUUUUAAGUGCAUCAGUGAAGAUACAUGGAAUAUUUAUAUGCGUUUAGAGACUGAGUAUUGUUUUAAAAGUGUGUGAAGUGUAGCAUGCGAGAUAUGACAAGCAUGGCUUUAGUGGUGCAAGAGAGAGACCGUCCCUCGCCGAAAGUGUGGCAGCCGUGGUAUAUGGACGAAAGCGAGGGCGGAGGGAAGGAACUGCCAACACGAACGCACAGAGACCAAAGGACCAGGGAGCGCCUGGCCCUUGCUCGCCCCCCACACAGGACCACUCCCAGCCCCGAGCGCGGCUGCUCCAGCGACGACGAGAUCAACGUGGUGGACUCCCCGCCGCCGCCGCCCCACUACGCCGCAGCCUACUACCAGCACCUGGACGACGACGUCCCGCUCGACAUGACCACCAAGCGGCGCUCGCCUCCGCCCGCCCACUCGCCCCACCACGUCCCCACCUCCAACUCCCCCUCCCCACCUCCUUACCACCCCCGCCCCACCUACCUCCCUGCCCCCGCCCGCGCCCGACCCACGGUCAUCACCUGUGUCCCUCCGCGCUAUAUCUCGGCCCACGACCUCCCCCCAGCCGAGCCCGCCCACCUGCAGCACCACAGCCACAGGGACUUGCCGCCCGCGUACUCGGAGAGGCCGCUGCCGCCCCCAUACAGUGUGGCGACCGCCCACCUCAGCCAGCAGCGCGCCCUGAGUGCGCGAGAGGCCAGCCCUGCCCAUCCGCGCCCUCUGCCUCCGCCACGGCCCUCCAGUCCCGCCCACAGGGAUGCCUCUCGCCCAGAGGAGCCGCCUGCCGUUCGAAGACAAGUCGUUCAAGCCGGCCCGGUGGACCCUGAGAUCGACGAGCACUUCCGACGCAGUCUUGGGAAGGACUACCAGCAACUGUUUGCGGCCACGCCCCCAACACCUGCGCCGUCUACAGAUUCAGUCGACGACCACUUCGCCAAGGCCUUGGGGGAGACGUGGGUGAAGCUGCAAGCGGAGCGGCGAGACUCGACGGCCAGCAGCAGCAGCAACAGCAGCCUCACUGGGAGCAGUAGCACCUCGUCCGUCGGCGUAGGCGGCGGCGGGGCGGCGGCGAGUAGCAUGAGCCCCGCGCGAGCGUCCCCACCGCCCGCGCCGCGCCUUAUCUCAACGUGAGCAUCCUAUACGCGGCCGCAGCCUCCGAGGCGGCGACUUUCUACUUACUUUCUUGACUUUGGCUAGUUGGGUUUUUCUCCAUCUCUCCCCUGUCGCCGUGGGUGUGUCACGCCCGUCCUAAGGCCUCUCGGGAUCUGAGCGCGCCGCUGGACGCAGGACGCCGUGGAUCCAUGCCGCCAGAACGUACUUAUGACGUCAAGAACCCCGCAUCAGACGUCGCUACACCAUUCUGUCGUAACGCGUUUCUCAUGGUACCGACCGCACGCCGUCGUAACGUACACCAUCGCUCAGUCUUCGAUCUCCACGCCACUGCAUUGCGUUCCCUUCGCCCUGUUGCUUCCUCCCUCACCAUGCGCUCCUCACCUGCCGCCCACUGACGCAUUGUUACCCGCCCAUGAUGCGGGUCGGGCAGGGGAGUGUCAAGGACAGCGCGGCCGCCGCCCGCACCGACGCCGCUGGGGGGACUCGGCGCAGCAGGGGCCGGGGACGAUGCAGGCAUCCCGGGGGAAGGGGAGCGUCAUUGGCGGAAGUCUGCACCAGGAGUCGGUGAACUGCAAUUCAAAGGGCCUCUGUAUCUCACCCUCACUGGGGAGCUCCGUUGCAGCCUCUCUGCUCUGAGAGUUACACAUUGAUACACUUUUGUUAUUAAUGUUUUAAGAAUCUCCAGUAAAGUUGCUGUUAGGCUAUAGUGAUGAAAUGUUGUGACUUACUGCAUUUUGACAUUGAUUAUGUAUCUAUUGUAUAUAUAUGUAAACAUUUUGUACAUAUAUUAUGUAUAUAUUGCGGUGUAUAAAAUACCUGUGAUCAAAAUGCUAUUGUUGUUUGUUGAUAAUAUUUUGAUUAGGACAGAGCUGUUAUAGUUACUUUGGAUAGACGUUUUUAGUAGGUUUAUCGCUACAGUUUGGCCUGAGAAAGAGAAUUAUAUGCAAUCGUCUGCAGCUUCAAGGGCAUUAAGCGAACGGUUUCUUCGCAUUACGAAGCCAACGCAAAGGAGGCUUUUGACAUCAUUGAUGGUGAUGUCACAAUUCAUUACAUAGUGAGUUCUUGACUUUAUGAAACGUUGGAGCGUAAGAGGUACCUUCCAAAAAGUUCGAAAGAAUCUUAGACAUUUAUAUCAUACAUAAUUCAUGUUCUAAGCGGAAAAAAAUACAUUGUAACGGUAGUUAUUUGCAUUGUUUAUUCUCCUGAUUAGCCCUUUUUAGCAUACGUAACAAGUAUUAUUGAUAAAGGAUUAGCAGAUGAAUAUUGAUUGUCACUGAAGCUUUGUAUCCACAAUGACAGAUUUUGAUUAGAGUAGUCUUUCCAUCAUCAGUGAAUUGUUUGUCUUUGGAGAAUGAACAGGAAUCAUCCCAAGAAGGAUUCAGGGAUUUUAGGCCCAACUGCAGUGUCACAUUUACUCGGCUCUUUGGCCAACUGCUCUCAGUUUAUAUAUAUAUAUAUAUAUAUAUAUAUAUAUAUAUAUAUAUAUAUAUAUAUAUAUAUAUAUACAUAUACAUAUACAUAUACACAUAUAUAUAUAUAUACAUAUAUAUAUAUAUAUAUAUAUAUAUAUAUAUGUGUGUGUGUGUGUGUGUGUGUGUGUGUGUGUGUGUGUGUGUAUAUAUAUAUAUAUGAUCUCAUUUCUUAUGUACUCUUAAGUGCUUCUAAUGAUUUAAUACGUAUUUUAGAAGAGAAAGGCAGUUUUAUAAUACCAGUCCAGUAACCUUUCAUUAAGUAGUUGUACUACAUACAAACAACUUGCGUAAUAUGAUAACUAUUCCCAUAACAUACAGUAUUUUUCUUUCUUUCUGCAACGCCUAUAGUAAUAAUAUAUAAAUUCUGUAUUUUUAUAUAAACCACUUGAAACUUGAAACUUAGUUUGAUAUUUUGAAGAUUAUUCUUAUUGCUUGAUGUUCUUGAAACGUUGAUACAAGAAAUCAGGAAUUACAUAAUCAUUAUUUUCGCCACCACCCUUUUCACCACCCAUGUGUCGUCAUAACAUCUUGAAUGAGUAUUAGUUGCAGUGUUUUUCUGAAUGAUUAUUUACGACAUAUGUUUGUACCAGUGCUAAAAGUGUGUGUGUGUGUGUGUGUGUGCGUGAGUGCGUGCUUGCGUUCGUGUGUGUGAGUGUGGGGUAGCGUUUACCCAAACUUAAAGUUUUAUAUGUAUUUAUUUUUACUGGGUUUCCAGAGAUCCCUUUAUUUAAAACUCAUUAAGCCUUUUUACACAAACGCAUAGAUCAAUAUUUUUUCUACACCAUGUCAUUAAAUGUUGUCAUACAGUAGGCUGUCAUUUGUUUCCAGUAUGUAUCGCUACUCCAUAAAUAAAUUAUUUACUUUUUAA
Molecule: messenger RNA, 3607 nt
Organism: Penaeus chinensis
Lineage: Eukaryota; Metazoa; Arthropoda; Malacostraca; Decapoda; Penaeidae
Product: extensin-like
Exons: 5
Coding region: 233-1285 (350 amino acids)
Biological process (GO): negative regulation of DNA-templated transcription
Molecular function (GO): transcription coactivator binding
Source: RefSeq, a predicted model, not a curated record